Molecule: messenger RNA, 4936 nt
Organism: Boleophthalmus pectinirostris (great blue-spotted mudskipper)
Lineage: Eukaryota; Metazoa; Chordata; Actinopteri; Gobiiformes; Gobiidae
Gene: nek1
Product: NIMA-related kinase 1
Biological process (GO): protein phosphorylation
Molecular function (GO): ATP binding; protein kinase activity
Source: RefSeq, a predicted model, not a curated record
ACCAACAGAAAAAAGAAGCUAACCAAUGGAAAUUGACCGAAAUGUCAGAGUUAGAGCGCCGCUUUGACAGCAUGUAACAAAUCUCCAGAAAACAGAAACGAAAAACACUAAUGACCAGGCAUGACGAAUCCUUCACCUCUUUAAUAUGGACAAAUACGAAAAGGUAAAGAAAAUUGGUGAAGGUUCAUUUGGAAAAGCUAUUCUUGUCAAAUCAAAAGAAGAUGGACAUCAAUAUGUCAUCAAGGAGAUCAACAUAUCUGGGAUGUCAAGUAAAGAGAGACAAGAAUCUCGAAAAGAAGUUGCUGUACUUGCCAACAUGAGCCAUCCCAACAUUGUUCAAUAUAAGGAAUCUUUUGAAGAGGGUGGCUGUCUGUACAUUGUCAUGGCCUACUGUGAGGGUGGAGAUCUCUUUAAGAGAAUCAAUUCUCAGAAGGGAGUGCUUUUUUCAGAGGCGCAAAUCCUUGACUGGUUUGUGCAAAUCUGCCUGGCUCUGAAACAUAUACAUGACCGAAAAAUACUCCACAGAGAUAUAAAAUCACAGAAUAUUUUCUUAACAAAAGAUGGCACAGUUCAGCUUGGUGACUUUGGAAUUGCGAGAGUGCUCAAUAGCACUGUUGAGCUGGCAAGGACAUGCAUUGGGACACCAUAUUAUCUGUCACCAGAGAUUUGUGAAAACAAACCUUACAAUAAUAAAAGUGAUAUUUGGGCCCUAGGGUGUGUCCUGUAUGAAAUGUGCACUCUUAAGCAUGCUUUUGAAGCUGGAAAUAUGAAAAACCUGGUGCUGAAAAUUAUCCGUGGUUCGUACCCCCCGGUGUCUGUGCAUUACUCCCUGGAACUGCGCUCCCUUUUGGGUCAGCUGUUUAAACGCAACCCCAGAGAACGGCCCUCCGUCAGCAUCAUCCUAGAAAAACCCUUCCUCUCAUCCAGGAUAGAGCGCUUCCUCACACCACAGAUAAUUGCUCAGGAAUUUCACCAUACCUUUAUUCACAAGCAGCCUAAAGCGAGUGGGGGACCGGGGCAGCCAGCUAAGCGUCCUGCUCCUGGUGCCAUUCCACUUGCUCCAGCCCAAAAGAUCACCAAACCAGCCUGCAAAUACGGAGUGCCUUUGACCAUGAAGAAGGUGCCGGAUGCUGCUAAGAAAGCUGUGGACAAGAAACCAGCAGUCAAACAAAAACUGGCCCCUCCCCCAGCAGCCCCCCAGAGGAGAGUGAGUCAAGUGGAGGAAGAGAGAAAAAAGCACGAGGAAGGCAUGAGGAAGAAGAGGAUGGAGCUGAUUGAGAAGGAGAGAAAACAGAGAGAGCAGAUGUUCCUGUUGAAAGCAGAACAAAUGAAGAGAUAUGAAAAGGAAAAGAUCAAUCGGAUAAACCAGGCCAGGGAGCAGGGCUGGAAGCAUGUCUUGAGUUCCAGUGGUGGAAGCAGUCCAGAAAGGAAGUGCUUCGUUGGUGGUGCCAAAAGGGCUCUACCUGUCAGCCCUCGUCAUGUCCCAAGCUCUGCCGCCGGACACUCCCCUGCUGCUACCCAAAACAAAAGUUCUUAUGAUCAUUACCAUGCAGCACUGGACCAAAUGGCUAAACCAAAGUUAAAAGAUGUGAGCAGAGAUGGAUCUUCUGCAAGCAGUGUUGUUGGUGUCUCACCUGCCGCUGGCCCAGUGCUGCUCAAUGGCCCUCACAAAGUAAACCAUGAUCUUAUCAAACAGGAGCUACUGAGGCUGCAGCAUGGUUCAAAGCAGGCCCACCUCAAUAGGCAUCGUGGUCAUGUGCCUGCUGAACGUGCCUUUCAAGUUGAAGAAUUUUUACAACGAAAAAGAGAAGCCCUGAUCAACAAAGUCCGUGCUGAGGGACAGCUGGAGUACUUGGCGCGGCUGAGGCAGAUUCGGUUGCAGAACUUCAACGAACGGCAGCAGAUCAAAGCGCGGCUCAGAGGAGAAAAGUAUGACAGCGAUGGAUCAGACAGUCAAGAGUCAAGUGAGGAGGCGGAGCUCCGGAGGAAGAAGAUUGAAGCUGUGAAGGCCCAAGCAAAUGCCCGUGCCGCUGUCCUGAAGGAACAGCUGGAGAAGAAGAGAAGAGAGGCCCAUGAGAGAGAGAAGAACGCAUGGGAGGUGUAUCUGGCAGCACGGGGGAAGAAGGUUGGCCCCACUGCGUCCAGUACUAUAGAGACCUCCUCCGGUUCAGACGCUCCUCCGGCUGGUCCCUGUGAGCCCGAGCCCGCACUGCCCUCCUCCUCUCCCUCACCACCAGCUAUAUCCAUGACCGCUGCCCUUCACAAUGUCGGAGCGAUGGUAUCACUGAAAGAGACAGCAGCCGAAGCAGAAGGCGCUCUCGCCACCCAGCGUGAGAAAAAGCAGAUCCUGCGCAGACUGAAUGAUAAUCUAAAGGCCCAUAGCUUGGUGGAGGAGGUAGAAGAGACCAUCAGUGCUGAACCUCCUUCGCACCCUGUGACUGAGGAGCGGCCAUCUUCCAACGGAGAGAGGAAGAAAUGGGAUGCAGCCCAAGUGCCUGAGCUCCCUGUAAAAGACAUUUUCACUGAAACAUGUGCCACUACUGCAACCACCCUCACUGAAUCUCCAGAGGAACGGCCGCACUCCGGAGGCGACAGGAAGAAGUGGGAUGCCGAAGUUCCACUUAUCCUUCCUGCAGCUCAGACGUUAGGGGAAACCUGUAUCACCACCAUUGACCAGACAGUUGAUGACUUUUCUCAAGUAAAUGUCCUUCAAGAUGAGGGCCCUAGAAAAGUGUGGGGAGUGAAUCCUGAUCCUCAGGUUCUGAAGAUCCUCCAGGAAGCAGAACUGCAGCCUCUCACUCAGAAACUGGAGAACGCCAGCAUCUGCGAGGGAGACCUCUCCAUUAGUGUUUCACCAAACAAGGUUGUAGCAGUUGAAGUGAUACGGACACCCCAAGAUGCGCUGACCCUUGACCCUGAUCCAGAUGUGGAUGUUCAGAGCCCAGAUGUUCAGAAGGAGUGUGUUGUUACAACACAGGUCUCCCAUGAGGAAGCCACUGAGGCCAGCCAGGACAGCACAGUAGUACUGCCAGCAAACCUCACAGACACACAGGACCCAGCAGAUGUGGAGUCAUUAGUUUUGGAGGAACAGCCAAAGCCAUUUGAACCUCCUCCAGCUGAUGUGCAGCAGGCCUGGGCACAGGAAGUACAACUGCCUCUGCCAGCAGGUGGUGAUGCAAGCCCACGAAACCAAUUUGAUGGUGAGAAGCCUGUGGAGAAACCAGCAGCAGUGGCUGGAGUGCUGCAGAGCGAGGAGCCAUUGUUUAUGAAGUUGUGUUCACCAGUCCACCGUCGUACUGCUGCCCUGGCUUUGCUCUCUGCUCAGUCGUCUGUGGAUGAAUCCUCAUCCUCUUUGGCCUCUCGCUCUCGCUCAGUCUCACCUCUGCGCUCCAAACACCAUGACUCCCUCCUUAUAGGCCUCUCCACAGGCAUGUUUGACGCCAACAACCCCAAGAUGCUGCGGACAUGCUCCUUACCGGACCUCAGUCGUUUCUCCAGCUCACAGCGAGACGUGGAGGUGCACAGUAACGCAAACGUGGCCCCAGAAAACAACCUGGAGAUAGAAGACCUGGAGGAGACUGCUAAGGAUGACGACCAGUCUGAGCUGGAGGAUGCAUAUGAGGAUGAGGACUUGCGGGACAUUCGGGCCUCGAUGGAGAGACUGCUGCAGGAGGAGGGUGACCUGGGCGAGAUGGGAGCGGGCGAUUUUAACGGGAACCCUCCUGAUAAUGUACAGCAACAUCAGGAGCUUUUCCAAAGGAUCGCUGCUGAGAUGGAGCACAACAAUCUGAUGGCUGUGGAUGAUGACGAGGAUGAGGAGGUUGAAGAGGAGGAGGAAGAUGAAGAGGAGGAUGAAGGCUCAAAUGGUAGCCCGGGCGACGAGGAGGAUGCGGGGCUGCUGCUGAGUAACGGAGUGGAAGGAGGGAGUCACGGCAACGACGUGCAGCUCAAUGAAGAGUGGCAAUCAGAUGGCAGUAAUGAGGAUCAGUGCAGUGAACCUCAGCAUCAAGACAGUAUCUUCAGCCGACUGGAGGAGCUGCGCUUCAACCUGGAGCAGCAGAUGGGCUUUGAGAAGUUCAUCGAGGCCUACAACAAGAUCAAGGCAAUACAUGAAGAUGAAGAUGAGAACAUCGACCUUGGCUCCAGUUUGGUCCUAAACAUUUUGGGAACAGAGCACCAGCACCUCUACCCCAACAUCCUGCACCUGGUCAUGGCUGAUGGGGCAUACCAAGAAGAUAAUGACGAGUAACAUUUGGGACAAUCUGCCUGCUCUGUACGGUCGGUCUUCCCAUGAUACAUACACAAUCGUUGGUGGGAUCUAUGCAUGAAGUGAUGUGCAUCUGAAAGUUGCAUGAAAAAUGACUAGAGACUGUUUUUUCCUAUGUGACUAUCCACCCCCGUCUUCUCUAAUCAGUGCAUCAGAAGUGCAUUAAGAAGUCUGUGUCUAUUAUUAACCAAAGUUGACUCAAGGUUUGGAUCAAAUAUUUAUGAAUGUCCCACGUGUAAAUGAAUGGCACUACCUUGUUCCGAAGUUGAUAAUUUUUUUUCUAUUCUCUGCUUCAGUGGUUUUCAAACUAUGGUACAAACUAUUUUGAACAAAGUUUGACAACCUCUGUUCUCCGGUGCUCUUAAUUCCACCACUUAAAGAUAUUAUGAUACAACCAGUUAACCUCUUUUUUAUUUCUCUUUUCACUAAAUGUGUAGCUAGAGUCUGACACAUUUCCUAUUGUUAAUGCGUCCUGUUCAAAUCAAAGUCUGUCUUGUUGAAUGUUGUAUGUUGGUACUGUAGCAGAGGUUGCAGGGUCGAAGUAACAAGACAAUUCAGGUAACUGUAAGUGCUGCGCUGCACUGAUGAAGUAAGCAAUGGAAUAAAUUAUAGUAAUAUUUGCUAUUAAAUUAUGUAAAUCUUUAUAUUAAUAAACACUUUUUCACUUAA